AUGUCAGACCAGAACAGCACCGACGAUGGGGAGUCGGACCCCCAGCACAGCCUGUCUAUGGUCUUCCUCCUCGUCCUCGUCUUCUUCAUCAUGGGGCUGGUGGGUUUCCUGAUCUGCCAUGUCCUGAAGAAGAAGGGUUACCGGUGCCGGACUUUCCGGGACGAGCUCGACCCAGAUAACAAAGAUGUGCUGGCGGAGCUCCAGGCCAAUGAAGAGGAGGAGCUGAACGAGGACACCGUGGAGAAGAUUGUGAGAUGCAUCAUCCAAAAUGAAGCAAAUGCGGAGGCCCUCAAAGAGAUGCUGGGGGACAAUGAAGGGGACAUCCCAGUGGCAGUGCCCAGCCUUUGUCCCCACCGUAACAGCCAGGACGGGGGCCCACCACAUCACCACACCGUGCACCUGGGCUCCACGCAGGCCCCCUGCAUCCACUGCAGCAAGAGGAAGAGGCACCCGCUGCAGCGACAAGGGCGCUCCAAGGAGGGCAAAGGCAGGAUGCAUCCUGGAGAGACCACGGUCUUCUCAGUGGGCAGGUUUCGUGUCACCCACAUCGGGAAGAAGCCCACUCUCCACGAGCAGCAGGACGGGCCCCUGCCCGCCGGCAGCCGGGCGCCGAGCACGGAGGAGCUGGAGCACAGCAGUGACCGGCCCCGCAACGGGACUGUCCCCACGGGUGGCUUGCAGAACGGGACCCUCCGGAAGGGCGUCCAGAGCAGCAAAGGCGGGGAGCAGAGCCGCUCCACCACCCCAAACACACCGGCCAGCUCCGGCACUCGUGACAGCCGGCAGUCGGCCAAGGGCUCCGGCGUCGCUCCAGGGAGCACCAGCCGCCAGCGGAAGCUCCCGAGCCGCAGGGUGCUGGGAGGGUCGAGCCCCAGUAUCCCGGGAGAGCUGGUGCAAGAAGGAGGCAGCAUCUACCUGGAGGAGAUCGGACUCGGGUCGGCAGACGAAGUGUCGGAUAUUCAUGGGAGCCUGAGUCUGCAUGAACAGGCUGAUGAGUUGGGAAGAGACGAUGGUGGGAGAAAAGAGCCUGGAGAGGAGAAUGUGAGGCAGAAGGAGCCCAGCACGGUGGUGCAGGACCGAGGAGCGACCGUGUGA
Messenger RNA from Merops nubicus (carmine bee-eater), 1095 nucleotides. RefSeq names its product RELT-like 2 (gene RELL2). Bases 1 to 1095 code for a protein of 364 amino acids. NCBI's taxonomy places the organism in Eukaryota, Metazoa, Chordata, Aves, Coraciiformes, Meropidae. Gene Ontology annotation, biological process: positive regulation of cell-substrate adhesion; positive regulation of p38MAPK cascade. The record is from RefSeq and is a predicted model, not a curated record. The transcript has 6 exons.